AUAAACAGCAUGUCAGAACAAGGGAGAGACUUGAGACGAGUAUAAAGGCUUCGUGGGAUUGGGAGGGAAAGUUUUGCUCAGUUUGGUCCACAGCUCAACCUAACUGGAGCUCCUCAGAUUACAGAAGGCACUCCACUUCCAGAGGAGAAAGAAGAAGAGACCUUUGAAAAAAUGCCUUACGUUAGACAGAAGUUCAUUGACAUUCUGGAAAAAGCAAUGGAAGAUGGUGAAAAGAUGACUCGAGAGGAGAUGCUAUUUACUUAUGACGGAGUUGUGUACCCUACAGCUCUUUGCAGCCCAGAGCAGUUCAAAGCUCUUGAAUCUUUUGACGCAAGAAGCGAUGAUGUGAUUCUAGCAGGAUACUGCAAAUCUGGUACCAACUGGGUUGGCCAAAUAGUUACAGAUUUAGUAGUCACAUCUGCAAAGAAACACGAACCGGAGAAACUGAACGAAAAAUUGCUACUUGCGGAAUUUCCGUAUCUUGAAAUUGGAGAUCUUGAAAAAUAUCAGAGGAUGAACAGCUAUCCCUCCAGGAGAGUGAUUUUUACUCAUCUCCGCCCUGAUAAGCUUCCAAAAUCCGUCUUCAAGAAUAAAGCCAAAAUAUUGCUGCUGAUUCGGAAUCCAAAGGAUGUCGCUGCAUCUUUUUUCCAUUUUUCGAACACUUUUGCUCCAUAUCCCCCUUAUGAUAAAUUUGAAGCAUACUUCCGAGCUUUAAUGGAAGGACAAAUGCCCUGGGGUUCCUAUAUUGAAUAUCUUUCCGUGUGGAACAAAUUCAUUGAUAAAGAAAAUGUCAUGCCAAUAACAUAUGAAGACCUGAAAGAGAACACAGUUGCAGGAGCCAAAAAAAUAGCUGAAUUCUUUGAACUGAACCUAAGUGACGAAGACUGUCUUGGUGUUGCAGAAAGGAGCACUUUCAAAGCAAUGAAAGGCAAUUCCAAAUCCACCCAUGGAGGAUUUGGUGAUGUUCUUUUCCGUAAAGAUGGCCCGAAACUGGAAUGACCUAUGGAACUGGCUGAUUCAUCUGGGAGACCCUGAGUCCAGGGGAAGGGGGGGGGGCUGAAUUAGAUUUAAGUGUUUAAAUGUUAUUAUGAUAAUAGAAAUAAUAUUUGAAUGUAUGGAAAAUUUUGGGGUAUAAAUUUGAGGCUAAGGGGAGAAAUAGAGGAUAGAUGGCUGGGAAAAUAAAUUUAGAUUUGGAUUAAGAUGAAUUAUGGGUGGAAGAUAGUCGAUGCUUUUAAGAAUAGAAAUAGUUGUGAGAUAAUGAAAAAAAAUUGUUAGAAUGAUUUACGAUAAUAAAUGAAAAUUGCUUAAUUUGGAGUUAAAAAUGGACCCAGUGUGAGGGGAAUCGAGGAAGUCUACAAUGUUAAUUAAAAUGUUAGAAUUGCUAUGUUUUUCUUUUUUAUGUUUUCAUUCUUUUUUUGUCUUUGUUUUUGUGAAUUUGCAAUCUUUGAAAAUCAAUAAAAAAAAUUUGGGGGGGAGGGGGAGACAGGUGAAUUGCCUCUCUCACACACACACCUGUCAAAAUCCCAGCAUCAGAAGUUGCAAGGGGGAUUGCCUGUAAAGCCUGCCUUGCCCUGAUCCUGUCAACCUUUUGCACGGGUCCUCUCACUGCUCCUUUACCCCGUUAUAAAAAGGAGGAGGAGGAGGAGGAGAAGGAGGGAGGUAAACAGCUUAGACCUUCUCCUUUGUACCUCAUGCCACCACAGCCAAGCAAGAUGAAAAGUGAAAAGUGGGUGCAGCAAAAGUACCAGCAUAGGAAGGAGGCCAGAAAUGGCAGGCAGCCAGUCUGGAGAUUGGUGGCAGCAGUCGUAGAUUCCCAGGCCAGCUGACUCCUCCUCCUGGCCAUCUCCCUACUUUCCAUGCUGCUGCCAGAGUGACUCCACAUCGUAAUAAUCCCAAUAGGGCCAGAAGCAGCUGAUCUCCAAACUGGCCCGGGAGGAGGAAGGUGGCCACUAGUGGUGCCUGCCAGCCUGGAGAUGUGGAUCUCAGACACAGGGACCUCAGGGCUGGCAGAGCUGGGAUGCUGCUGCAGCCUGUUCUCACCCACUGCAGCUCACCUGGGCUGCCAUCUCUCAUUAUGCUGUGGUUCACAGCACCCCCUGCCUGUGGCUAAGCAAACUGCAGCAUGAUGAUACUCUUGCAUUUUUAUUAGAAAGCACAAAGAAUCACAACGCUAACCAACACAAAAUUAGGGGGGGGGAAUGAAAUUAUAUCCAUUGUAUUUUUAUGGCCAGCUAAUCUAAUUGCCAUCUGCUAUUUUCCACCAACAAUGGAAAAAAAUAUACAUAUUUGAAACAAUUUGUAUGGGUUGGCUUUACUUAUACUAGUCUCACCCACCAUAGCAUAGAUACUUAGCCUCCCAACAUAAUAAUCUCUUUCUAAUAUGCAUGUGUCUGUCCUCUAAGUAGCUUGUGAUUUGCUCCUUUAAAUUGCCUUAGCAUUCCAAGGGUAAGGUUCAAAAGUACAUGUUACAGCAAUGUUGAAGAGGCAAAAUAGUUCAGAGUUAGGGUUAGGGUUAGGGUCAGUGAGUCCAUUGGAGGCAGUUUGUACUGUUUGUACCUUGUGUUGUGUUCUGCAGGGGCGGGGGUGGUAUUGAGAUAUGAAUUGAAAAAAUAAAUAGCUUAAAUCAUAUGGUUUUGUCAGGAAUAAGCCAGCUCCAAGCGAAGGUUUGCAGCCAACUGCAGAAACUAGCCAGGAACAGAGAGGCUAAGAUGUUAGUCAGGCAGGGAAGAGCCAGCAGCUGCAGACUUCAGCUCUUCCUGACCUUGACAGAGAGGCUGAUAAGGCAGUAGCUGAGAGCAGGCUAGAACACAGACAAAGCUCGCAGGAAGCACAAAUAGGCGCGAAUAGAUUCAGAGACAGCCUCUCUCUGCAGCUGAUCCACUAAGUCCAAAGAUCUAGUUACAGGUAGGUAGCUGUGUUGGUCUGCAGUAGUUGAAACAAAAUUUUAAAAAUCCUUUGUAUCUGAAGAAGUGUGCAUGCACAAGAAAGCUCAUACCGAUAACAAACAUAGUUGGUCUCUAAGGUGCUACUGGAAGGAAUUUUUUUAUUAAAUCCAAAGAGUUGGCGAAUGGGAGGGCUGCUAGAUAGGAAGCAAAACAAGAGAUGUAAGGGUUGUAAGUUCAAUAUCUUCUGUUGAUGCCGGAAGCUUUGUCAGCUAUCUGUUUGUUUUUGCAAUACAUUCUCCUUUCUAAUUACCUAUGCUUACUGUGUUAUCAAGCUGGGAACCUGGACUCCUGACAGGAGUCAUGUAGUGAUUCUCAAUGCUUUAAAUCUCUGUCUUGUUCUUCUUGUACCAUGACAUCUGCUUUUCUGGAUGCAUUUGAAACUGACAAGUAAAACAAGGGACCACCGUCUGGAUUUAAUCCAUACCCCUGUGCAUAUAAGGGAACUUGUUACAUCCAAAAUAGUCUGUAUGUAGUGAUAUUGUCACAGGCACAGAGAGAGACUUUAAGAAGCAAAAACAAGCCUGUGGUGCGACUCUACAGACUAUCUAUCAUCCAUGGGUAUAAGUUGAAAACCGGUUGAUCAAGGGGAGUGAAAAAGACUGUGAACAGGAAAAUCUGUGACCGGUAAAAAAACCCCAGCAUCCUAAAGGAAUGUAAUCCCUAUGAAGUAAAGUGACAACAUUAGGGGUUGUGAUGUCACUCUGGACAUCACAACCCCUAAUGUUGAAAGAACUACUCCAGGAUCUUUCGUUUCACUUAUUCAUUUUAUUUAAUUAAAAAUAUUUAUAUACUGUUUUAGAUCAGGGGUCAGCAAACUUUUUCGGCAGGGGGCCUGUCCACUGUCCCUCAGACCUUGUGGGGGGCUGGACUAUAUUUUGAAAAAAAUAUAUGAAUGAAUUCCGAUGCCCCACAAAUAACCCAGAGAUGCAUUUUAAAUAAAAGGACACAUUCUACCCAUGUAAAAACACCAGGCAGGCCCUACAAAUAACAAAGAGAUGCAUUUUAAAUAAAAGAAUGCAUUCUACUCAUGUAAAAACAUGCUGAUUCCUGGAUCAUUCACGGGCCGGAUUUAGAAGGCAAUUGGGCCGCAUCCGGCCCCCGGGCCUUAGUUUGGGGAUCCCUGUUUUAGGUUUUAAAAAAAUCAAAAGCAGUCCACAACAGAACAUUGCAAAAGAAUUGCAAAAGACAGCAGAUCUAUCUGAAAACAGUAAAACAUAUGCAAGCCAAUCCAUUAGUUCUGUGUGCAGGCAACAUUACUGAUCAGGGAAUGCCUUUUUUUUAAUUCCAAGCCUACAGUGCCUCUUAAACAAUCACAUUGUGCUUUUCAGAUCAUGUUUCAUAGGCCCUGGGGCUCCAAAUGUCAAAGGGUAGGGUUUGAGUUCCGGGAACACCAAGUUAAAGCAUUUAAAGCAAAGCUUUUAUGUAAGGGUGUGGUCCCAGAAGUUCACACCCUCCUAGUGUGUAAAAGUUUAAACAAAGCUAGUCAGACAAAUAGAUAGUUCUCUGGCCCCACCCUCACCGGCUUCUAGCAUAAUUAAGGCAUGCUUUUAUGUAAGGGUCUGGUCACAGCUGUUCGUAUACUCCUAGUAUGCCAUAGUUUAAGAAAAACCCAGUGAAGGCAAUCAGAUAGCUCUGAAACAAGCUUGCUUAUGAGUUGAAGGUCAUCAAUUGCCUUAUUCUGUGCUACUCUUUGCACUGACUCAUUGUUUACCCUCUUGUAAAAUGCUCUCGGUACAUAUUGCCUCAGUUACCUGUGCUCACAGCAACACUUUGACCUGUUUCUACUACCCUCUAAGGGGAGAAAAUGGUCAUGUAUUACUGUUUCCCAGCAAUUGCUAUUCUGAGUUAUGCUGCCUCUCUUACUGGAUAUAAUAUACAGUGGCACCUUGGUUCUCGAACUAAAUCCAUUCCGGGAGUCCACUUGAUGCCCGAAACCAUUUGAAAACCAAGGUGCAGCUUCCGAUUGGCUGCAGGAGCUUCCUGACAUUUGGCUUCCAAAAAACAUUCGCAAACCAAAACACUUACUUCUGGAUUUGCGGCGUCCGGGAGCUGAUUUGUUUGACAACUAAGCCGUUCAGGAACUAAGGUACCACUGUAUUCAUGACUAGUAGCCAUACAUGAAAGAAAGUGAUCUUUCAAGAAACAUGAUCACAGGCCACAAAGCAGGGCUCAGCAACCUUUUUCAGCCAUGGGCCGGUCACUGUCCCUCAGACCAUGUGGUGGGCUGGACUAUAUUUGGGGGGGAGGAAUGAACAAAUUCCUAUGCCCCACAAAUAACCCAGAGAUGCAUUUGAAAUAAAAAAAAACAUUCUACUCAUGUAAAAACACCAGGCAGGCCCCACAAAUAACCCAGAGAUGCAUUUUAAAUAAAAGCACACAUUCGACUCAUGUAAAAACACACUGAUUCCCGGACCAUCUGUGGGCUGGAUUGAGAAGGCUAUUGGGCCGCAUCUGGCCCCCGGGCCUGAGGUUGCCUACUCCUGCCUUAAAGGGCCCUAACUCUUUAUACUGGGUCCUUAUUUAUUUAUUAAAUUUGUAUAUCACCCUUCAUCCAAAGAUCACAGGGCAGUUUGCAACAUAAAAAUACAAAUACAGGUAUAUGGACAAGGAGCCAGUCUACCUGACAAUGGAGUGGUUUGAUAUGAUCCAACUGCAUUGUUGCAGUAAGUUAUCUUGUGGCCCUAUUUUGGAUCAACGGCAAAAUCUGGGCUAUUUUUCUUU
Messenger RNA from Zootoca vivipara (common lizard), 5666 nucleotides. Its product is annotated as sulfotransferase 6B1-like. The record is from RefSeq and is a predicted model, not a curated record. Gene Ontology annotation, molecular function: sulfotransferase activity. NCBI's taxonomy places the organism in Eukaryota, Metazoa, Chordata, Lepidosauria, Squamata, Lacertidae.